AUGUCCAUUCCUAUGAACCGCCUGGGCGGUCGCGCGUUUCACCACGCCGACAAUGAUGAUGACGAUGUGGAACGCGAGUACGAUCGCCUCCGCGACCUAGCCCGCGAGGAGGCCAACAAGCGCAACUCCUGCUUCGAGCGCGUCGGUGCCCUCCCCCUCCCCAAUUCCCAGCAGGCAUACCAGUCCGGCGACGGCGCCGCCGCCAAGGAGCUGUCGAACGAGGGCAAGCGCCAUGCCCAGCGCAUGGAUGACUACAACCGCCAGGCGUCCGAGUAUAUCUUCCGGGAGAACAACGCUCCGGGCCGCGUCACGGGCAGCUGCGUCGACCUCCACGGCCAGUUCGUCGAGGAGGCGGAGCGCAUCCUCGAGGACCGCAUCCGCGCCGACCGCGCCCGCGGACAGGACCACCUGCACGCCAUCGUCGGCAAGGGCAACCACUCGACGGGCCAUGUGCAGAAGCUCAAGCCGCGCAUCGAGGAGCUGUGCCGCGAGCUGGGGUUAAACUAUUCGACCGAGGACAAUGCCGGUCGCAUAUACAUCAACCUCCAGGGCGGGGACGCCACGAUGCCGCCGCCGCCCCAGGCUGGCGGUGCGCAUCACGGCGGUCCUGCGGCUGGUCACCACCAGCAACAGCAGCAGCACCAUGGCGGCCAGCAACAGCACUACGGUGGACACCAACAACAGCAGCAUCACGGCGGUCAGCAGCAUCACGGUGGACAGAACCAACAGAACCAGCAACAGGACCAGGUCGAAGACCUCGCCGUCAAGCUCCUCAAGAAGUUGGAGAAGGCGUGCUGCAUCGUCAUGUGA
Messenger RNA from Colletotrichum truncatum, 810 nucleotides. RefSeq names its product SMR domain-containing protein. Lineage: Eukaryota; Fungi; Ascomycota; Sordariomycetes; Glomerellales; Glomerellaceae. The record is from RefSeq and is a predicted model, not a curated record.